Molecule: messenger RNA, 2290 nt
Organism: Ailuropoda melanoleuca (giant panda)
Lineage: Eukaryota; Metazoa; Chordata; Mammalia; Carnivora; Ursidae
Gene: NREP
Product: neuronal regeneration related protein
Exons: 5
Coding region: 443-664 (73 amino acids)
Biological process (GO): regulation of transforming growth factor beta receptor signaling pathway; regulation of neuron differentiation; axon regeneration
Source: RefSeq, a predicted model, not a curated record
CCUUCCCUCCUUCUUUUUCCACGGCUGCACUUCUUGGAAGUGGGGCCGGUUUGGGUUUUGUUUCCCUUCCCCCUCCUCUCUCCGCUUCCUCCACCCCUUUCCCCUCCCCCUCCCCCCCAGCUGUCUUUCUAGCAUGAUGCCCUUUUUCAUCCACAUUUGUGUUUCAGGUGUAGAGAGGAGAGAGUGAACAGGGAGCGGGGCUUUUGUCUGUCGGUCUCCCUGGACUGAAGAGAGGGAGGGUGCAAGGCCAAGACUGUUAACGAUUCUCAAAAUGUUAAAGGGAACGUCAGGGGUGACUUGUUUGUCCCAAACAAGGCAGAUGGUGGAAUUCUCCCAGAAGGAUCUGGGCAGAGGAGGGGAGAGCUGAAGGAGGUUCAGGUUGGGGGAACCACGAGGCCCAGAAGGCAGACCCAGUCUGAAGUCAGACUUCCGUUCUUGCCGGAUGAGCUCUCUCAAAUAUGUUUAUUACCCGGAGCUCUCUGUCUGGGUCAGUCAAGAACCAUUUCCAAAUAAGGAAAUGGAGGGGAGGCUUCCUAAGGGAAGACUUCCUGUCCCAAAGGAAGUGAACCGCAAGAAGGAUGAGCAGAUUGAGGCCGCCUCCCUGACUCCACCUGGCAGCAGUGAACUCCACUCCCCAGGCAUCGGUUACCUCCACUCUUUUUAAUCGUCACACCUCCAUUUGUAUUACAUAUGGUGUAUGGGUAUUGAUGAGGUCAUGGUAUCAUAUAUGGGAUUUUUUUCUGUGUAAAUCAUCCAGUAUAAGAAGAAACUAUGGGACUCUGAGCCUUGCUUUCGAGAAUUUACAGUGGACAAACAGGUAUCAUCAAACCAGUUUUUAAUCAUUCUGACUCAAGUGAAACCGCUCAGAAUUUCACACUGUGAAUCCACGUUUACAACCCUUACAGGUGGGCCUUCAGGCCUGGUUCUCGACAACGAUGUCUUCCACAACUCAAACUCCCUCUGCUCUCACACAACCGGUCCACUCCCGUCUUUUCACUCACACAGCUCCCGACUGCUUCUCGCAGAGGCUGAGAGUCCCCCCUUUUUUUUUCAUUUAGAUGUAACAAGCCUAGUAGUUUAUGUUCAUCAAUUGUCUGUAUAUCUAUAUUUUAUCCAUGUACUCUUUUGAUGUAUAGAAGUAGUUUGAAACUCAUUGUUUCCUUGUGGUAAGUGACCGAGAUGCUGCCACAGGACCUGAGACACUGAUGAAUGGUGCUAUUUUGGACUUUCAACAUGCUCCUUGGCGAGGUAGCUCUGAUGGAGUUAUAUUUUAUUUCCAUGUUCUAAGAAGGUGUUGGUACUCUGUUUCCCUGAAUGUUGUUCUCUAGACUGGAUUGACUUGUUUUCCUCGUGUCUUCAGUGUGGCUUUCUUCUUCAGCGUUGUAGGUUGAGUGAAUGCUACCAGAGAGAGUAAGAGACUCACGUCUCGCCGGCUGGCACUCACGGCCAUGCAGUCCCUGUAACGGGAGCAAUCACAAAACUGUAAUUUACUUACCAAAUCUCUUCUUUCCGGUAGCCUCGCCUGCCUAGCUUAGAGAAAGAAAAGCAAUAAUUUGACAGGCGUUUUUAGGUGUCUUUUUUGGUUCUUUUUGUUUGAAAGGAUAUUUGGGGAAAAAAAGGGCAAACGUUUCAAAUAAACGCCCUGUGGGGGAAAAAAAAAUCCAAAAAAAAAAAAAAAAACCACACCUGGCAUCUGAAUAGGAAUUUGAAAAUUACACCUUUCCCAAAUAUUAAGUUGGGAAAAAAAAAAGUCUUUAUAAAAUUAAAAGGCAGAGUACUCUUGUCAGUUUUGAUAAGCAAGGUAUAGACUUUACAUUUUUGUCCUUGCUCCCAAUGAAAUGGAUAAACAAAAAAAAAAAAACCAGACAAUACCAUCUACUCAUGGAUUGUUGUUGUGUUAGCCAGUCUGAAAGCCCACCUUAAUUUUUAUAUGACUGUCUUUUAGCUCUUCCUUUGCCGGGGCAGGCUGUGCUCUGCUCUGUUCCGCUUCUGACUGUUAGCACCGAUGAUGCAUGCACUGCCCUCUUCCUUCUCUCUUGCUUCCCCAUUGGCCUGAGUUUCCUGUGCAUUUUCCUGCUCCCUCCUUUGUUAGGAUAGGUAUAUCAGCUGUGUAAAUAGAGCAAGAAAACAGUAUUCUGCGUCUGUGGCAUUUAUGUAGGGUUGCAGUUGUGCACUCUGAAAAUGCAGGCUGUUGUAGCGAUGUGAUCUUUACUGAUGCACUCACAAGUACCCAGUGUAUUUUAGCUAUUUUAGUAGUAUUUGUUCAAUAAAUACGCAAGCUGUAAGGUAA